Cannabis sativa is the source of this 1665-nucleotide messenger RNA. RefSeq lists its product as uncharacterized. The record is from RefSeq and is a predicted model, not a curated record. Bases 1 to 1665 code for a protein of 554 amino acids. Lineage: Eukaryota; Viridiplantae; Streptophyta; Magnoliopsida; Rosales; Cannabaceae. The transcript has 3 exons.
AUGAUUAACGAAGCAGAGUUUGAAUCUCAAGUUCGUCCUGAAACAUUUCAAACUAUGCUAUACAAUUUGAAAGCAAAACACGGGUGGAGUGAUAAGAGUUUGACAGAGUUACUAGCUUUCUUAGGAGAAUUAUUACCCGAAGGUAAUGAGGUGCCUUUGUCUUUCUAUGAGGCAAAAAAGACAUUGUGUUCGUUAGGCUUGCAAUAUGAAAAGAUACAUGCAUGUCCUAACGAUUGCAUCCUAUAUCGAAAGAGAUUUGUGGAUGAGGUAUCAUGUCCAACGUGCGGUGAGUCCAGGUGGCAAAAGAAAAAGAAUUCUAAUGAGGUAAAGAAGGGUGUUCCUGCAAAAGUAUUGUGGUACUUACCACCCAUACCUCGUUUGGUUCGGUUUUUUCGAAAUGCCGACCAUGCUAAAAAUUUGACUUGGCAUGCCAGUGAUAGAGUGAAAGAUGGUAUGAUGAGACAUCCAGCUGACUCUCCCGCUUGGAAAACAAUUGAUGCUAGAUGGCCUGAUUUUGCCAAUGAGCCUAGGAAUAUCCGUCUUGGUCUCUCUGCAGACGGUAUCAAUCCACAUACUUCCCUUAGCAGUAAGUAUAGUUGUUGGCCAAUCUUGCUUGUGAUAUAUAAUUUGCCGCCGUGGCUUGUUAUGAAGAGAAAGUUCACUAUGUUGACAUUGAUGAUAUCAGGCCCUUCACAACCUGGCAAUGAUAUUGAUGUAUACUUAGCUCCUCUUAUUGAUGAUUUAAGUAAAUUGUGGUAUGACGGUGUUAAUGCAUAUGAUGCCUAUAGGAAUGAAGCAUUCAAUCUUAGGGCCAUGUUAUUGUGGACAAUCAAUGAUUUUCCUGCUUUCGGGAAUCUUUCUGGCUACAGUGUGAAAGGUUAUAAUGCAUGUCCUAUCUGUGAAGAGAAAACAUGCUCUCGCUAUUUAACACAUUCGAGAAAAAUUUGUUAUAUGGGACACCGAAAGUUUUUGCCACCCGAACAUGUAUUUCGGACCUGGAAAAAGGCAUUUGACGGUAAGCAAGAAUUUGAAAUGCCUCCCCCACCUUUAAGCGGAAGACAAUUGGUAGAAAAAUUGAAUAAAAUUCAAUUCAAUCUUGGAAAGCGAAAGUCAAAAUCGAAGAAAAGAAAAGGAGGUAAGGGUGUCACAAAUGAACCUCAGGGACCGUGGAAGAAAAAAUCAAUAUUUUUUGAGCUUGAGUAUUGGGAGCAUUUGGUUUUACGUCACAAUUUAGAUGUGAUGCAUAUUGAGAAAAAUGUCUCAGAUAGCUUAAUUAAUACCUUGUUUAAUAUUCCUGGUCGGAGUAAAGAUGGAAUUAAAUCCCGUCUAGAUUUGAAAGAGAUGGGGAUUAGAGGAAAUUUACAUCCAGAAAUUAUUGGUAAACGAACUUUUUUACCACCGGCGUGUUAUGCCCUGACUAAGGAAGAAAAACGAUCUUUCUGUACAUCAUUGUCUCACGUUAAAGUACCCGAAGGGUAUUCUUCAAAUAUCUCCAAUUUGGUAGAUAUGGACAAAUUAAUUUUGUCCGGACUGAAGUCUCACGAUCAUCAUAUACUGAUGCAACAUAUUCUGCCGGUGAGUAUCCGUUCUGUUUUACCUAAGAAAGUUCGCUAUGCCAUCACCAGAUGUGUCAAAGUUGGAAAAUCUCCGAUUAGAAAUUGUUGA